AAAAUACAACAGAACAUUAUUCUAUGGCAUACAAUACAUUUUAGUUAUCAUACUACGUAAUGUACAAAACUACUGAUCCGGGGAAACUGGAACCCGACUUGACUAGAACAAGCUUCAUGGAGUAUGUUUUGGCAUACUACGGCACAAACUAAUAGUAAUUUUUAUCUCGCUUAUACAGCGUGGUUAAUGUGUCGGGACCUGCAUAGAUUCAGAUCCCAAAAUGAGACUUAAAAAAAGCCCGAGUAAUUUACGAUACAGUUGAAUGAUGUCAGAGAUCAGGUGAACAGCCUUUAAAAAUAAAUAUUUCGGUAAUACACAAACGUACAAUGGCCAAUGCCAGCAACGGUAUUAGAAACACAUUAAGCGGUAAAAAUUGUGGAAUAACAUCUGCCCCUGUUUAUGCUGAAGCAUGCAGUAUAUGAAAACUUUAAACUGUUCCCUGUUCGUACUGACUUCAGCCUUCAUUUGAAUGUGAAGUUCAACGUUUAACGAACUUCUACGUUUUUCUUCCAUUGCCUUGUUCAACCAGAACCGGAUUCCCCAGAAUUCCUAAACGAAUUACGUAAUGGCGUUUUGGCUCCAACAUUUCACAUCUAGACAGGUUUGACAUUAUGGUUGAAAACUCUCCCUCUCCUCUACCGGAGCGGGCCAUUUAUGGAUUUGUCCUCUUCCUGGGCUCUCAGUUUGGUUUUUGUCUGUACAUGGUGUGGGCUUAUAUUCCAGAGUCUUGGCUGAAUUUGGUUGGCCUCACCUACUGGCCUCAAAAGUACUGGGCCCUUGCAGCUCCGAUCUAUCUACUGGUCGCCAUCACUAUCUGUUUCAUCCUUCUGUUUGGUGUGAACAUGAUUAACACCGCCCCCCUGUGGUCGGUGGACACUAUCACGGACUGUUACGCCAUGAGCCAGCAAGAGGACGACUGUGAGAAGCUUAUACCAAGAUUAAAAGAUGUCUCCAUCAGCGAAGUCAAUCGGAUAUUCUAUCUGUUACCUCACAAAUGUCACUGAUCUUUCAGAUUAAAAAAUUAAAACAUGUUGUUUUUAGUCA
Paramormyrops kingsleyae is the source of this 1044-nucleotide messenger RNA. RefSeq names its product phosphatidylinositol glycan anchor biosynthesis, class P (gene pigp). Gene Ontology annotation, biological process: GPI anchor biosynthetic process. Lineage: Eukaryota; Metazoa; Chordata; Actinopteri; Osteoglossiformes; Mormyridae. Gene Ontology annotation, cellular component: endoplasmic reticulum. The record is from RefSeq and is a predicted model, not a curated record. Gene Ontology annotation, molecular function: phosphatidylinositol N-acetylglucosaminyltransferase activity.